Wasmannia auropunctata (little fire ant) is the source of this 2117-nucleotide messenger RNA. RefSeq lists its product as uncharacterized. The record is from RefSeq and is a predicted model, not a curated record. Lineage: Eukaryota; Metazoa; Arthropoda; Insecta; Hymenoptera; Formicidae. The transcript is spliced from 3 exons. Bases 201 to 2012 code for a protein of 603 amino acids.
AAGAAACACAACGGUGCUGCGCCCCGCGUCUUAAAACCUGACAAAAGCUAAUCGAACGCUUUCGCUUCUAUACGCGGAGUACGGAGUAAACGGAGUAAUACGUGGUACGGAGUCAGGAACCCUUCGGGUGGGUCCUCCGCGAGGGUUAUCUGCGUCCAACAGUUAUCUGUCAUUACGGAGAGGCUAAUAGUAUCGGGUAAAUGCGAGCGACAACGAACAUGGACUUGACUUGCCAGAAUUCUAGCACAAGUGCCGAUUAUUUGCUCGGUCAAUUGAAUACAGCUAGACAAGAGAUUAAUAAUCUGAGACAACAAGUAAAAAGCCUAAGGUAUAUACUUGACAAAGAUGUUGAUAAUAUCAAACGCUUGUUGGAAUUACAAAAACAUGGGGGAACCCUUUCACAAUCCAAACUAAUAUCUUCGGAAGAAGCAAAACCUGGCACAAGUAAAGAUCAAGAUGCUCUUAAAUUAAAACCCAUUGGUAUCAUCUCUACCUGGUUUCCCAAUAAAAGAGCAACUCCAAGACAGCCUGGCAUAUGUGGAAGGGUACCGGGAAAGCUGACGCUUUACAAUUCUGUAUUUACGAAUCCUGAUCAUGCUUUACAGGGCUUGCAAGAUUUCUCCCAUAUGUGGAUUUUAUUUCACUUUCAUAGAAACGAUUCCACGCACACUCGUGCAAAAGUAGCACCGCCAAGAUUGAAUGGAAUGAGGACAGGCGUAUUUUCUACACGUUCUCCGCAUCGACCAUGCCCUAUCGGCCUUAGUCUGGUUAAAAUACUAAAAAUUGAAAAUCAUACGAUUUAUUUUGAAGGUGUCGACAUGGUUAAUCAGACCCCCGUUCUAGAUAUAAAACCGUAUAUACCACAGUACGAUAGUCCAUUACAUAUCGAAAAACUGGGCAACAGGUUGAGAGAGAAUAAUGCGAAUGGCUCAGAUGUGUUCCACAAUAUGGAAGAAACUCUCAACUUGAGCGAGAGCCAAUCAGUUGACUCUUUUAAUAAUGAUACCGACGUCAAUAACGAUGAACAGACUGAGCUUGAUAUUUCUAGGGACGAGGAAAUAGCUUUGAGACUCCAAGUAGAAGAAUUCCAAGCUUAUCCAAAUCUCAAUGGUUACGAUAUUACGAGACAACAGUCUUCCCAUUCGACAGAAGCUCAUGCCUCGUUACAAAAUGACACUAACGUAGAUGUGCAUAGAGGAGCUUACUUUAUUCGAAAUAGAGAAUCUAAUACAAGAUCGGACUUGGAUUCGUCUACUGAACAAAAUUUAAUAGCUGAAUCACAAACAGACUCUAUUAGAGAUUUAAAUAGUAGAUUACACAGCAUAGAUAUAAACAAUUCCGGUAAUGCAGAUUCAACGCGUACGGAGAGAGAUAACGAUAAUGAAAUUAAUUACACUGAAAAUCAAACACUACGUAAUUCCAGACUGUUGGAUGGAGCUGACGGACCAAGCACGGUGUGCGGUACCGAUAUAGAUUUAGUCAAUCGUCAUGUGUUACACGCAAGAGUCGAUAAUUCUCCCGUGAGAAUGGGAAUACGUGAGGCACCUGACGGCGAGGAGGGACUUGAGUCUCAAACUUUGACGCCCUCGCGCACUUUACCGGAUAUUCACGCUGCAACAGCUGUACCAUCUGCGGCGAUAAAUGCGACAACGGAGAGCAAUUUUUCCGAGAUAAGAGUACCAGACUGGAUCUCGCAACCUCGUACGGCAACGUUAUCCGUGAUUUUCAACGAACGCGCCUUGAUGCAACUAAAUGAAAUUUUAGAUGACAAAGUUGACGAGCAAAAGCAAGCUAUAGAAAAUGUACUGAGAGAAGAUCCCAGGUCGGUGUAUUUAAGACAAAGAUGGGGCGGAAAUCAAUUCUAUACUUUUUUGAUACAUGACCUACAUAUUACAUGCAAAUUCGACGAUAGUAGAGGUAUCGUUACCGUAUUCCAAGUUCGACAUGCAGGUCGCACUUGCGAUUGCGGCGAGCUCGAAUGGCAAUGCUUGGGACAUUCUCCUUUAUCUUAAUAUGUUGUAUAUUGAUGGAUUUGAAAAAAUAGAAUUCAAACUUUGUUAGGAAAGAGAAAGAGAAAUAAAAUUCCAUCACUAUGUGUCACAAUUUAGUAUACAAAA